CACCCAAGGCUCCACGGGAGAAAUGAGCAGACCAAAUAACCUGCAAAGGAUAGCUCAAAAGAAAACUCAAGUUAGGAAGUAUCCGAGGAACAAAAAGUUGGAAAAAUUAGCAGUGUAUUCGUCGUGCAAAUCUGAUGGAUGUAAGUGCAAUGGCUGGAAGAACCCUAACCCCCCUCCCAAUCCCCCACAAGUGGACUUGUCCCAGCCCCUGGCCAGCCUGACUGAUCCCUGUCGCAGCUGUGGACACACUCUAGGUGCACAUGUGUCUCACCUGGAGAAUGAGGCAGAGGAGGAGUUGAACUGGCUACUGAAGAUCGUGGUGGAUGUGGAGAACCUGUUCAUGUGUGUGCACAAGGAGGAGGACCCAGAAACCAAACAGGUCUACUUCUGUCUGUUCAAGUUAUUAAGAAAAUGUAUCCUGAACAUGAGUAAGCCAACCAUAGAAGGACAGUUAGGGAGCCCACCGUUUGAAAAGCCAAGUAUUGCAAAGGGAGUGACGAACUUUGUGCUGUACAAGUUUGGUCACCUGGCUGAAAAGGAAUGGAGAACGAUGUACGACCUGGCUAAGAUGUUUCUGCAUUGUCUGAACCAUUGGAAGCUGGAGACGCCCACCAGUCGCAAACAGAACGCACAAACGGAUGACUUCACCGCUUACCAGCUGAACUAUACCAGGUGGCUGUGCUACUGCCAUGUGCCAGCGUUCUGCGACAGUCUACAACGCUAUGAAACUACGCUAAUCUUCGGAAGGACACUCUUGAGGUCUGUUUUCCAGACCAUGAGGAGACAACUCUUGGACAAGUUUCGAGCCGAGAAGGAAAAAAUGCCUCCUGAGAAAAGGACUUUGGUUUUGAAUCAUUUUCCGAGGUUUUUGUCCAUGUUGGAAGAAGAAGUUUAUGGAGCCAACUCGCCCAUCUGGGACCCAGACUAUUCCCAGAACCCUGCCAACAUACCUAUCACCUCACCCCCCACGACUCCACCUGCCCCAACAGGUGCUAGUGGUUUUAACAAGUUUAUCAGUGCCUCCCUGGGGACUAACAGCAGCCCUAGCGACACAGUGACUAUCAACGUCAGCCCAGGGCUGAUUGGCAAUCAUCGUCAGUCCAAGAGUCAGGAUACAGGCACCCUGGAAAAUGUGAUGUUUGUGCGUGGAAAAGCCAUGAAAAAGGCAUUGAAAUCUGACAUUUUUGAAACGUAUGAACUUGGAGCCAGUAACAAACGUUUCCGAGAAGAAACGCAGACGGCAGAGGAUUCCAAGCGGAAGAAGGUGGAAGGGGAUGUGAGUGCGGAGCUCGUGAGUGAAACUGUGGCCACCAUCAGUGACCCGGACAAAAUGGUUGGCCCUGAUGUAAGUUUUCUUUAA
Molecule: messenger RNA, 1360 nt
Organism: Liolophura sinensis
Lineage: Eukaryota; Metazoa; Mollusca; Polyplacophora; Chitonida; Chitonidae
Product: histone acetyltransferase KAT2A-like
Exons: 10
Coding region: 23-1360 (445 amino acids)
Biological process (GO): chromatin remodeling; positive regulation of transcription by RNA polymerase II
Cellular component (GO): ATAC complex; nucleus
Molecular function (GO): histone H3 acetyltransferase activity
Source: RefSeq, a predicted model, not a curated record